Messenger RNA from Colletotrichum karsti, 1014 nucleotides. Its product is annotated as deoxyribonuclease tatd. Gene Ontology annotation, cellular component: cytosol. Gene Ontology annotation, molecular function: 3'-5'-DNA exonuclease activity. Lineage: Eukaryota; Fungi; Ascomycota; Sordariomycetes; Glomerellales; Glomerellaceae. The transcript has 2 exons. The record is from RefSeq and is a predicted model, not a curated record. The coding region runs from base 1 to 1014 and encodes 337 amino acids.
AUGGCUUCAGACCUCUUGAGUGGUUUCCCAGCGCAAGCUCCGGCCAAGCCAUCAACCAGGCUUCGCUUCGCAGAUGUCGCGGUGACAGCAACGGCAAAGGACUUCGCAGGCUUCUACAGAGGCAAGCAAUAUCACCAACCAGACUUCGAUGCCGUUCUCGACCGCGCACUCGCCGCGGGAGUGGAGAAGGUCAUGCUGACCGGGAUGUCCCUCAGCGACGCCGAGUUCAACCUCUCAAUAGCAAAGUCGCGCCCUCAAGGCUCGUGCUUCGUCACUAUCGGCAUCCACCCAUACCACGCUGCUGAGCCGAAUGCGGAGACCGAUGGCGGUGAGGACGGACACUUCGCCAAGCUCGCGCAGCUCGUCCGCGAAGCACGACUUCCUUCAGACGGCGGGAAGACGUUGCUAGCAGCGUUCGGCGAACUCGGACUGGACUACGACCGUCUGAACCAUGCCUCGAAGGGAGCGCAGAUCCGCACCUUCAAGCGCCAACUCGAUCUCUUCGUCGCUGAGAAGCUGAAUCUGCCGCUCUUCUUGCACUGCCGAGCUGCGUUUGACGACUUUACGGAGAUCAUCAGGCCGUAUCUUCCCGACAUCCCUCGUCGGGGUCUCGUGCACUCUUUCGUGGGGAGCGCAGCGCAGAUGAAGGAGCUAGUUGAGAUGGGCUUCGACGUCAGCGUUAACGGGUUCAGCUUCAUGGACAGGGAGAGCCUGGAGAUGGUCCGCGAGAUUCCGCUUGAGAAGUUGCAGAUCGAGACCGACGCGCCGUGGGGCGAGAUACCUGCGGGAUCGGAUGUGGCCAAGCGGUAUCUCGUCAACGCGCCGGCUUUGCCGCAGAGCAAGAAGAAGGAUAAGUUCGAGCUGGGGCUUAUGGUCAAGGGCCGGAAUGAGAGUUGCACGAUGGAGAGGGUCGCGUUUGUUGUUGCGGGGCUGAAGGGGAUCACGGUGGAGGAGGUGGCCGAGGCUGCUUGGAGAAACAGCAUUAAGAUGUUUACGCUUGGAGAGAGGGAGUGA